Rhizophagus irregularis DAOM 181602=DAOM 197198 is the source of this 2154-nucleotide messenger RNA. The record is from RefSeq and is a predicted model, not a curated record. Lineage: Eukaryota; Fungi; Glomeromycota; Glomeromycetes; Glomerales; Glomeraceae.
CAUCAGUAGCUAUUCCUCUUUCACAAUUCAUUCCGCUCAUUAAAGAUGUAUCUGACAUUUUUUCGAAAGUCGCGGAUUUAUAUAGGUCAGCUCAGCAUAAUAAAAAUAUUACCGGGAUUUUGAUGGAACGUAUUUCUGCAGCAAACACCUCUGUUGGUAUUUUACAAGCAAGAGAAGAUUUAUUAAAUUCGAAUUAUUAUAAAAGUUUACAAAGAUUGGUUCGAGUUCUUCGUAAUAUGAAAAAAUUCAUUGAAGAUAUAACACAAUAUAAUACAGUGCAAAAGUUUUUAGGAGCUAAAAAGAUUGAAAGUGAAUUUAAAGAAUUAUGUAAAGAAUAUGAUAGCAGUAUGACUUCGUUAAAUUUUAACUUAUUGGUGGUCAAUUUUAAUACUGAAACUGAAGAUAAAAUUGUGAAAGAAGAUGUAGAACAACUUAUAAAAUUUCAAGAAGCUUUAGUAGAAAGUAUGAACAAUGUGGAACAAAAAGUCUCUCACACAAAUGAUCAGAUGAACUUAGUCGUUGAACGAGUCAGUGAAAUGGCAAUAACGAUGCAAAAUAUGCAAAGUAUGAUGGGCAGUAAAAAAGAAGAUGCAGAUCAAAUUCAAAACAAAAUCGAUAUCAUCUUUCGUACUGAUAAACUUCCAUUCGAUGAUUAUGAAGAAGCUGACGAAAAUAGUAUACGUAGUGAAAGAUUGAGAAAAUACACUCAUGUAAAAACUAAAGAAGAAUUUGCUUUCAAGGUUGUAGAUCAAGAUCAUAUUAAUGAUGUUAAAAAUCAAGUCACAAUUCUUAUGAAACUUAAGGAUUGCCAAAAUAUCAUUAAUUUCUAUGGUCUUACUAGUGAUACUAGUAAUGGAAUUAAAACUUAUUUAGUAACUGAAUGGGCAGAAAAAGGAAACUUACGUGAAUAUAUUCUUGACUAUAAACAAGACCUUGACUUAAAAUUGAAAAUAAGAAUUGCUUACGAUAUCGCUAAAGGAUUGAAUUUCCUUAAUUCUGUCAAGAUGGUUCAUCGAGACAUUAGAUCUGAAAAUAUCGUAAUUACAGAUCACGAAAUCGCUAAAAUUACAAAUUUUAAAUUUAGUAGAAGAUUUGAUGAAGCUACUAGUAAUAUAGCCGUAAAUAAAGAAUGUGUUCGAUAUAGUGCUCCCGAAAUGUUAAGAAGAGGAAUUUCGGGAGAAAAAGAAAAAAAAGACAAAUAUUCUAUCAAGUAUGAUACCAAAUGUGAAGUUUAUAGUUUUGGUAUUCUCCUUUGGGAGAUUGCUGAACGUAAAAUUCCAUACGAGCAAUUCGAAGAUUUUAUGGAAGUUACAAGAAAAGUAGUAGGUGGGUAUCGGGAAAGUUUUACAACUGGUACUGAUAUUCCGAAGAAAUAUCAAGAUCUUGUGAAUAAAUCUGUUGAUCCAAAUCCGGGUUCUCGACCUAUAUUCUCAAGGAUGUUAACAGUUCUUCAGGAUAUUUUCAGAAAUCCUGAAGAACCCACAAGUCGUCACAAUAGUAUCAAAGCUAUCAAAGCUCCUCCUGAACGAAAAAUGACUCAAAGUACAAUUGCAGCAGCAGAAGAUUGUAUAAUUGAUUGGGAUUCAUUCGAUUAUAUGACGCUUGAUAAAGCAAUUGAAUAUCAUAAAAACGACAGCAAGGAUAAGCAAAAAUUAUAUAAGUGUUUUGAUACUUAUGCUGAAAUGGAUAAUCCAAGAGCAAAAUAUUGGAAAGCUUAUUAUAUUUCAAAAGGUUGGUCUGACCUUAAAUGUUCUGAUAAGGAAAAACAAGAAUUGUCUGUUCAAUUAUUCAAAGAAGCUGCUGAUUAUGGUGAUGAGAUUCCUGAUGCUCAACUCCGUUAUGCAACAAUGGUUAUGCAAGGCAAAGGUGUCAAACAAGAUAAAGGUGAAGCGAUUAAAUAUUUUCUUAAAGCUGCAAAAAAUGGACAUCUCGUAGCUAUGUUUAAUAUUGCCACAUUUUACUACUCUAAUAACGAAAAGGAAUUAGGGAAUUAUUAUAUGAUAAGUGCUGCUAAUAAAGACUAUUUACAAGCAAUUAAUUAUUGUAAAAAGAAUAAUAUUUCUUAUUAAUGGUAGAUAUAUUCAUAUUCUGUAUUAUUUGUUUGAUUAUGUUAUAAAAAUAAAGGCAUACAUUAUUUAUUUAUGUUGAAGUUUG